UCCGCCGCUACCUCGAGCCGUAAAUCACCAUCUUCGUAAACCUGUCAGUGGAGUUGAGGAGCGUGAGGAUAAACGCAUCGUCGCCGUGUGGGAGGUGAUUUGAUGGAAGGAGGAGAGAAACUGAGGAGAUGAAGUGAUUCCAACCGUGGAACAUUUUUAUCUCUUUAAAUUUACACCUGAGAAAAUCCAGCGGACAGGAUUUAAUCCUGUGGAAAGUGAGUCUGGAGGGAAAGCUGCACCUUCUCUCUGGAUUGGCACAGUUUAAAACCAAACCUGAGGAUCUGCUCCCACCUUUCUGGAAUUUCUGAGAGUGUUGCUCUGAGUUCUGGUCAUGCAGCUGUUUUAACUGCUCAGGAAACAAAAGGGGAAAAGAAGCCAACCCUUCAAAAUUCCUGAGACAGCCCUUCUUAGCCCUUCUUAAACAUGGAGAACGUCUCAGUCCUGGUCUCAGUACCACUGCCGAUCUGUAACGAUUCUGUGGACUCCUACUCAGUGACAGGAAACCGUUCUGAGCUGAACUGCACCCCUCCCUCAGAGUUCUACUUCUACGCUGACCUUUACGUCAUCCUGCCCAUCAUCUACUCUGUGAUCUGCGCCGUGGGGCUGACGGGAAACACGGCCGUCAUCUAUGUGAUCCUCAAAGCACCCAAAAUGAAAACGGUCACCAACAUGUUCAUCUUGAACUUGGCCAUCGCCGACGACCUGUUCACUCUGGUGUUGCCCAUCAGCAUCGCCGAGCACCUGCUCAACUAUUGGCCCUUUGGGGAGGUCCUCUGUAAGGUCAUCCUCAGCAUUGACCACUACAACAUCUUCUCCAGCAUCUACUUCUUGACCGUGAUGAGUAUUGAUCGCUACCUGGUUGUCCUGGCAACAGUGAGGUCCAAGCGCAUGCCUUACCGCACCUACCGAGCAGCCAAGAUCAUCUCCCUGUGUGUGUGGAUCCUCGUCAUCCUCAUCGUCAUGCCCUUCACGGUGUUUGCCGGCGUCUACGUGAACCCAACUGACGGCAGGAAGAGCUGCGUGCUCAGCUUCCCGAGCCCCGAGAGCCUGUGGUUCAAAACCAGCCGCAUCUACACACUCAUCCUCGGCUUCGCCAUCCCCGUCUCCACCAUCUGCAUCCUGUACACCAUGAUGCUGUACAGGCUGAGGAACAUGCGGCUCAACAGCAACGCCAAAGCUCUGGACAAGGCCAAGAAGAAAGUCACCAUCAUGGUCUUCAUCGUCUUGGCCGUGUGCCUGUUCUGCUGGACACCGUUCCACCUCAGCACCAUCGUAGCGCUGACCACGGACCUGAGGACCACACCGCUGCUCAUCGGGAUCUCCUACUUCAUCACCAGCCUGAGCUACGCCAACUCCUGCCUCAACCCGUUCCUCUACGCCUUCCUGGAUGACAGCUUCAGGAAGGCCUUCAAGAAGAUGUUGGAGUGCAGACCAGCCUGAACGGUGGGUGCAGAAGACCACCGCAGAGCAGAAACAGAGGAACGGGAGUCUGGGAGAGAUGAGGAGGGCCUGUGGGGGCAGGUGGACCUCUGCUGCGGGGCUUUGGUAAGCUGCACUGGGCGAGAUAAACUGUAGGCUCAAUAUAAAGCUGAACUAUUUAAAUGUGAAACCUUAAAUCACAGAGACUGAAGCUUCCUUUGCAUUUCCACAGAUCCUUUCUGGGACUCAGUAACAGGGUUAGUAACACCCCGCAUCACAAACAGCUAAAUUAAACCCACAUCUUUAAAAAUGUAAAUAAUCAGUGGUCAGAUGCUGCUGUAUGAUCGAAACUGUUUUUCAGAGGAGAGUUGUUCGGACCACUAAUCCAACACAUGACACAAUCUUUUUGUAUUUAUUACACAAACACACUGUUUCACUAACAGCAUCAGCUCUGCAUGUGAGGCUGCAGCGUGGCUCACACUGUGGGCAGUUCCACACCUACACAGACAGCUGACUGACACCAAACCCACACGUCUGUCUGGAUGUGAUGCAAAUUCAAAAAUACAAAGAUAAAAGCAUUUUUUAAAACACUGAGCAAGCAAAAUACACAGAAACAAAGUGAAGAAUGAAAAACGUCACCUUCUCAAACUGGUUCACUUUAACCGGCCUGUAUGCCGUUUAUUUUAGUCGCCCUCAGAGAACACGCAGCAGGACUGCAGCACAAUAUGUGGCUGAUUUUGGAAGUGAGGUUUCAAAUGCAUCAAAUACAUUUUUUAAUCAGAAAUCAGGAACUUAUUACAGACUCUUAAUGAUACACAGAUCAGCCACCCUGUAAAAGACACACACACACACACACACACACACACACACACACACACACAGCCUGGUCAAUGUGUAAAGAACCAAAGCUGUGCCCAUCAUGCAGUGAGCAUCAGUCGCUUUUAUGAAAGUUUAAAAAAGAAAGUCCAAUUAUGAGGCAGUGAGCUGUGACACUGACUGAACUUUGACCCCUUGGAGGCAGUGCUCAGCCCUCUGAGAGCACACAGACAUCUGCUCCAAGAGCUGUGGGUCAGGAGGAGGCAGGCUGUGAGAGGCUCACUGUAACAGGAGGACAUCCAUUGAAUUAUCUAUGCUGAGUGUGAACACUGAAUCUGGAUCACCUGAGGUGUGUUUCUGAGGGUGCAGCUCUAUGAAGGAGGAUUUCUCCCUUCAGACUGACUGUAGGAGCCGGCAGCAGGCCUGACGGAGGGCGGCCUCAGAACCACUCGAUCGGCUUUGUUGCUUCUGUGAGUGUAUGUCGCCCCCUGCUGACCACAGGGUGGCAGUGCCUGAAAAUGCAGCUGUACACACACACACAUGCACGUGCACAGAGCUACCUGCAGUUUGUGGAGGCUGAAAACAAGGUAAACGGCUGCAGAGUGACUGUGUGGAGAAAAGCUCUCACCCCAGCGCGUGGCUCUGUGCUACUAACAAUACUACAAAUAUAUGUUUAAAUUCUAAGCAGUUAUGGAGCAGAGGUUAAAACUCCACAUUCAGACUUCAGGUUUGUGCAUAUUUUUGUGUAAUUUUAUGCCCAACAUUCAUGUUGAUUUUGUGUCUUUGGAUGUAACCUGUGAAUACUCCAGAGCUCCUGCUGUGGGGCUUCCUGUUCCCAGCAGAAACUGAGCCCUUCCUGAUGGGAAAUAUUGACCCCGCGGACUUUACAUGCUCCUUCUCCAGCUCCAUAACUGGACAAGCUCGGAACAGGAAAUGCAAACAGUGGGAGCUCAGCAGCACAUUCGAUUUUCUCUGAACCCCCUCAAAUUCACGCCAUCCAUCCAUGGCUGUAAGUUUAAGCAGGACUCAGAGAGGACGAGAAGGAUGGGCCCGAUUCCCUACACAGAUGUGGAGUUUCCGUCAUGUGUCCAGCUUUAGUUUUUCUCUCUGGUUUGAUGCUGACGGUGAAACAUGUGAUGCAGUGUGUCUGUGACGCUGCAUUCAUCCUGUGUUAGAUGCAGCGAAUCUUCGCUUUCAUAAACAUGAUAAUCAGAGCUUCAUGUGACUGCACGCUGUGAAUAAUCUUACUGUACAGAUGAUUGUAAAGUCAUAACCAUGUCAAAGCUAAUGUGCUCUCACUUAGAAAUCAUUUCUCAUGUAAACAAAGAACCUGCUUCAUUGUAUUUUUGAUAUUUUAGACUCAGAGUUGUUUG
This is a messenger RNA of Archocentrus centrarchus (flier cichlid), 3608 nucleotides long. RefSeq names its product neuropeptides B/W receptor 2b (gene npbwr2b). Gene Ontology annotation, molecular function: neuropeptide binding; neuropeptide receptor activity. Lineage: Eukaryota; Metazoa; Chordata; Actinopteri; Cichliformes; Cichlidae. The transcript has a single exon. Gene Ontology annotation, biological process: neuropeptide signaling pathway. Gene Ontology annotation, cellular component: plasma membrane; neuron projection. The coding region runs from base 424 to 1440 and encodes 338 amino acids. The record is from RefSeq and is a predicted model, not a curated record.